Molecule: messenger RNA, 918 nt
Organism: Colletotrichum tamarilloi
Lineage: Eukaryota; Fungi; Ascomycota; Sordariomycetes; Glomerellales; Glomerellaceae
Exons: 2
Coding region: 1-918 (305 amino acids)
Source: RefSeq, a predicted model, not a curated record
AUGAAGUCCUACGUUGCCAUCACCGCCGCUGGCGCCAUCAUCGGUGCUGCCGUCAACGGUAUGCCCGUUCUGGACAACCAGGCUGCUGUCAACGGCCUUGGCGCUCAGAUUCCCGCCCAGGCUGGCAUCGCUGGCUUCAAGCACGACAUUCGCAAGGGUCUUGGCUUCAACGCUUCCAAGCCCAUCAUGAGCAUCAGCUCCGAGGCCUUGGUCGUUCACCAGACCACCACCAUGGCCGACUACAAGCAGCCCAUGGCUACUGAGGUCAACAAGUGCACCACUUUCCCGAUCAGCGAGCCCGCUCUUGGACUCACUGGCAUCAUGGAGAUGUGUGCUCCCAUGAAGACGACUCUCAACAUGGACAUUGGAACCAAGACCACUCUCGAGCAGGUCAACGCUCCCAUUGUCACCGCUCCUCACAUUACCUCCGCUCUCUCCAUCGAGAUUGCCACCGCUGCUCCUGUCGAGCAGUCUACGACCAUGGAGAUCCACGAGCGCGUCUCCAGCUGGUGCGUCACCGCGACUAGAACCGAUGGCUCCAAGCCCUACAUCUGCACCGCUGGUGUGGAUAAUUACCCUCGUCCCCCUGGCACUGCCACCUUCAUCUACACUCCCUUCUCUGGUCCUACCCCCACUACCCCCUCCUUCUUCCUCACUACCUUCAGCGAGGAUCCUGCGAUGCCCUCGAUCGCUCCCGACUACACUCCCUUCGCUACUCCUACCACUUCGGAGCCCAGCUUCUUCCUCACUACCUUCAGCGAGGAUCCCGAGAUGGUCGCCGCUGCUUCUACCUCGACUCCUCUUACCACCUCGUCCACUGAGUAUAGCAUCAUCGGCGCCCCGAUUGUUACUCGUGCCACUACUGUCGAGCCCGUCAUCACUGAGACUCAGACUGUCUUCGUUACGGCCUCGGCUUAG